Messenger RNA from Bombyx mandarina (wild silkworm), 2724 nucleotides. Its product is annotated as cyclic GMP-AMP phosphodiesterase SMPDL3A. The record is from RefSeq and is a predicted model, not a curated record. NCBI's taxonomy places the organism in Eukaryota, Metazoa, Arthropoda, Insecta, Lepidoptera, Bombycidae. Gene Ontology annotation, molecular function: phosphoric diester hydrolase activity.
UCGCGUAGAGCAGUCGUGUCGCAGCCCGAAUCCUCCGAACGGUAGCGAUCGCGUGUGCGUGUAAUUUACAAUUUUCGAAAACGGUGUUGAAGUUCUAAUUCCGUGAUUUACACAGACAUUUCUGUCGUGAACGAAAUCCUGGGACAGUACGCCGAUGGAAUACGCAAUACAUUAUGUAAAGAAAAAUGGACAGCAAAACAUUAAUAGCUGUUUACGAAGAAUGGACUUCAUGUAAUCCUGUAAAAUGAAUUUAAGCAGCUUCGCCCUCUACAUCACCAGCCUGUUGUGGCUUAAUCUGACAGAUGCUAAAAUCGGUUACUUUUGGCACAUCACAGAUCUUCAUUACGACCCCUUUCACAACUCCCCGGAGUUUCAUAGAGGUUGCAGACACAAUAGGGGCAGUAGCGAUCACAGCCAUCGGAACGGGAGGCAUCGUGACCACACCUGCGACAGUUCAUGGCCUUUGAUUCAAAGUGCCGCGUCUUUUAUGCACGAGCGUCAUCCUGAAACUCUCGAAUUCGUGUUAUGGACUGGGGAUAUAUUAUCAUCAUCCAUGGAACACUUGAGUGACGAAAUCAAACUGGAAGCCGUCAGAAAUGUAACAUAUGUAUUGAGCACAACUUUUAGUAGCCAAUUCGUUUUCCCUGCUCUGGGGCACAAUGACCCACCGCCCUCGCGCAAACUUGUGGAAAUGUGGAGGCAGUGGCUACCCACAGAGGCUUUGCAAACUUUUGAAAUCGGAGGAUACUACACUAUUGAGCAGUCACACAGUAAGCUCAGGAUCAUAGUUCUGAACAGUGUUCUUUGGGCCGGUGGAGCAGCAAGAACUGACGGACCUAAUGUGGGAAGAGCUCAGUGGGAGUGGUUAAAUCAAGUACUCAGUACAGCUAGAAAGAAAAGCGAAAUGGUGUACAUAGUUGCCCACGCCGGUCCAGGUGUCGAAGACAGACACAACGCCGGCAGCUCGUCGGCUUCUGGUGGUGGUGAAUUGUCUCCGUCUGCUAAUGCCAGACUCUUACACAUAAUUCGAUCGUUUAGCGAUGUAAUCGCUGGACAAUUUUACGGGCAUCGCCACUCUGAUACGUUUAGACUGAUUUAUAAUGAAGGUCAUCCGGUUUCAUGGGCACUUUUGGCUCCUUCAUUGACUCCGAGAGGUGCGGGCAGCGUUACCAAUCCCGGCUUGAGACUUUACAAAUUUGAAAUUAACACUGGAAAAGUCUUAGACUACACCCAAUAUUAUUUGGACGUGACCAAUCCGAAAGGUGAAAUCCAUUGGUCUAUAGAAUACAAUCUAACACAAUACUACGGGCUGCGAGAGAUAAAUGCUGCGUCCCUACACGCUUUGGCUGAGAAAAUCCGGAGUCAUCACGAUCGUAGCGUUUUUAAUAAGUAUUUAACCGCGCUACGCGUGCGACAUUCGACGGACACGUCUGACUGUGACGCGUCGUGUGCCCACGUUCACUACUGCGCCGUCACGAGGGCCGAUUACUCCGAGUUCCGAUCGUGUGUCCGGAAUCCAGCCUCGGCACUAGCAUCACGCGCAGCUCAAAACACAACCGCCAUCAUUCUGUACGCGAUUUUGAUUUUUAUGUCGUCUUAACUUUAAGGACCUUUAUCGUGUGUACAUAGCGACUGUUCCAAUAUUAAGCAUUAAGGGUUUUGUAUGUGUAAUCAUUUAGGGGGUUCUUUGACAUAUUUUUACGUUUUUACGCUAAUGAAAACUGUUUAUUAGAGUAUGUCGAGCAGUAACUGUAUUCGCAAUUUUCACAUCAAUUCAAUGUGGCAGUUUUCAAAUUGUUAAGAUUUUUUUAAAUUAUAAGUUUCAAUAAUCUUCUAACAGUAUCUACGUCUAGAAUCUAACAUAGCAUUGACAGUAUCGGUAACUUAUUCUACUACCAGGGCUGUCUAGUCAUCAUCCCUUGCCCCCACAAAAACAAUGACAAUUCGUCGACUAAAAAUUGUUUUUGGUUUUAUAUUGACUAAACAGUAUUAAUAUAGCCUAGUUCGUUACAUCAGUAGGUAUUUUAAUACAUAUCUUACAAAGGUAUUUCGCUUCAUUUACGUACAUCAUUGUAGUUAUAGAAAAAAAAUAUGUAUUAAUGUAUAGAAACUUUUCAUUUUCUGAGCCAAAGGCUUUAAUACUCAUUAAAUGUAUGAUACACUUUGACGUUUCCAUUUUGCGUAAGAUAAUUUUCGUAGGAACGAAUUUCUACUAAUGGCUUCCCUAUCGAAUGUUCUGGAAUCAAAGAUGGCGACUAAUAGAAUCUUAAAGUUGCAUAUUCUACUAGUUAGAACACUAAUAAUAUCAAUGAUGAUGUUGGUCCCUCCGUGUUUUUCGUCAAACACGAAAAUUAUGCAAGGGUCUUUUUAUGGGAAACUCUUCCGGAAUUUGGUCCGGAUGGAAUUGUGUGAUGUCGAGAUUCAAGAAGUUUCGAGAUUAAUAAAUUGUUUUUGCAUAAACUUCGUCCUUAAAAAAAAACAUUUUCAUUUAAAUUAUCUGGGAUUAUACAUUUUCUUUUUUCCAAAUUCAUUGUACCCGUCGCAAGUCUGCGGUCUUUAGUUGAAAUUCGCCUAUGAGAAUUUAAUUCAACUAUAAAUAAAAUACGAUAAUUAGUGAAUAUUUAAUGUGAUUCUUCUCGCUGAUUUGAUUGUGAUAUGAUUAAAUUUUUGUAUGUAAAUAAUAAAUGAACUGAGAAAAUUUUAUGUAAGUGAAUAAAUACAUUG